Messenger RNA from Ichthyophthirius multifiliis, 696 nucleotides. RefSeq lists its product as hypothetical. Gene Ontology annotation, molecular function: tubulin binding. Gene Ontology annotation, biological process: cilium assembly; centriole elongation. NCBI's taxonomy places the organism in Eukaryota, Ciliophora, Oligohymenophorea, Hymenostomatida. Gene Ontology annotation, cellular component: centriole; nucleus; centrosome. The transcript has 4 exons. The record is from RefSeq and is a predicted model, not a curated record.
AUGCAUAAUUCAAAAGAAACUAGUAAAAAAUUUAAAUACGAUAUAAGUAAUAUAGGAUCUUAAAAUAUUUCUAUUUCUAUCCUUGAUAAAUUGAUUGAUUAAAACUAAUUUUAAUAUGAUUAAAAUUAGUUCUAUUAACAAUAUUAAUAAAGUAAUAAAAAAACUUCCAAAAUAAUACAAUAAACAGUAGGAUAAGAUGGAAAAGUAAAAAAAAUAAAAAUAUAAAAAAUAUAUCUCUAUAUAUAGAUAACAAGAUUUUAUGAAGAUUAAAAAAUUGAGUAUAUAUUCGCAAAUAAAGUUAAAAAAUAAGUUUUUCCAAAUAAAUAUUCUAUUGUUAAUUUUAUAAAUUAAGAUAUAAAAUAAGUACUACCUGACGAAACUAUAAUUUAUUAUUUCGCUGAUGCUUUUACUACGUAAACUACUUUUCCUAAUGGAGUCAAUGUUUAUAAAUUUCCUAAUGAUUAAUAUGAAAUACACUUUCCAAAUGGAUAAAAGGAAAUUAAAUUUUGUGAUGGAACAAUGAAAUUUAUAUCAGAAACUGGAGAAGAAGUAACAUAUUUUGAAGAUGGAACAAUAUAAACAUUAGAUGUUAAUAAAGUAAAGAAAUGUAGAUAUAAAAAUGGAGAAGAAAAAAUAUUUUAUCCUGAUGAUUAUGAAGAAAAUUAAUAUAUAGAUGAAGAUGAUGAUUAUUAUUGA